This is a messenger RNA of Varroa destructor (honeybee mite), 5316 nucleotides long. RefSeq lists its product as uncharacterized. The record is from RefSeq and is a predicted model, not a curated record. Gene Ontology annotation, biological process: cell differentiation; regulation of transcription by RNA polymerase II. Gene Ontology annotation, cellular component: nucleus. Lineage: Eukaryota; Metazoa; Arthropoda; Arachnida; Mesostigmata; Varroidae. Gene Ontology annotation, molecular function: DNA-binding transcription factor activity, RNA polymerase II-specific; sequence-specific DNA binding.
AACGCGGAAAGUUAGCGUCUUCUCAACUAGCAAAUAAUUAGAACAGCAAACGAUAUCAUAGGUUAUUUCAGGUGUGUCUCGACGGUCACAAGUGUUUUAGGAUUUUGAGAUUGGGCUCUUCUGAAGCCAUUCAAGCGUAUUCCUUUUGACUUGUUGCUUUCACGCCUGAUCCUACUACAAUAUUUAUCAUCAAUCAAAUGGAACGGUCACAUAGUUGUACUUUGAUCUUGCGUUCAAUCAGAGCAGAAUCACAAGUCUACUGCGUACUUACAGAACGUGUGGUGGUCAUAAGAAAUGAGUAAACCAGAGCUUGCUGACGUUGCCCAUCGUUCUAUUAUAGUUUAGCUGUUUGCAGUGUUAAACCAGUAUCAGCCUUCCUAUUUUCAUAAUGGCUAAUAUCUGCAAUAGUAGGUGCUUGCCUUGCUCCGGAGCAGACUUCGGUUUUCUUAUCAAUGCAUUGCAUGGACGCGGCAUCAGCUGCAGCGGCACGAAUAGUUUUCAACGGUUGGUACCAGUGGUACACCAGCACCAGCAACAGCAACAGCAGUUGCAUAUUAGCGGUAUCAGCGGCAGCGGCGGUAGUGAUGAUGGUGGCAGCAGCCGACUCAGUGGGUCAGUCGGCCCUUCGCGCGUCCGCCCUCUCCCCUCCCGCUAUGGCACGGCAUAGUGAGCGACGACGCGGGAGCCGGCUGUUAACGCCAGCGUUGUGCCACAGUUUGCCGUGAAGCAGCGAACGGAACGUGCGUGGAACGCAACGCAGUCGCAUUUAACACGGUGUUCAGUCCGCUCACCUAUCGUCGUCUUGAUCGCGUAGUAACAACGUAGACAAGGACAAGGCAAUGAAAGUUAAAAGAAACAGGGAACAAUUUACACUGUAGAGAAAACGAAAACUAAAAGGAGGACCGACAGGAUAGUGCGUUUCGAAAAUAACAACAGGCCUCUCCUUUCGGGAGGAACUGAAAUGGACUAAAACAAUCUUCGAGUGGCCAGUUAACAGGAAUGGUGGAUUGAUGUUGAUUGCUGGAUUCGUUUAUCAACCCAAUCUCCUUCACCUUCUCCCUCAAUGGGUUACACCGUCCCUGAAUCAGAAAUCGGUGAGAAAAACGUGUUCUAAUUUGCCGUUCUGUUUCAACGAUCUGUACUUUGCAAACUUUGACGUGCGUUGUUCGGUCAAUUUGUCGUUGUAAGGUGUUUACGUGCGUGCGUGUGUGUAUUGAUAUGGUGUCGUGACAUACUGCGCCCCCUGCGCCCCCUUGGAUUACAUGAACUAUUUUUUCUUCAAGAUUCACGAACAAUGACAACUGCUAUUAUCAAGGACACCGCUACCAAGAACGAACGCUGCAGGGACCAUUUUAAUUCUAUCAGUGUUGCAAAUGUACUAUAGUUUUAAUUUGCAAUAAGUAGACAAACUGGACUAAGCUAGACCUGUUGAACUUAUUUUGGAUACCUGUUAGAUCAUGUACUACGAAAAUUAGAAAGCCUUAGCCCGUUUUGAAUCGGCGGUGUACGCUGUGCUACCGCAGCUGUAAGCAAAAACGAAGAUGUUCCGCAUUGCCAUGGUGUUCGCAGUGUCCAGUCAGCAAUGGUCGAUGCUGUCGACGUUUCAUCUGAUGCCUCUAGCGGAGUGCCAACCCAGCUCGCCUUUUAACCCAUUGGCGACUAGGCAAUUUUAUCAUUAGUAGUAGCAUUAUUGUUUCUAGCAAAGACAGAAAUACAACAGCAACGAGUAGAAAGUUGAUCGUUAUCGACUUCUCAAUGCACGAUUUUGUUUUUGCAACGAGUUUCACCGAAUUGAAUUUUUCCAUUCAAUGAAAAGUUUUCAACUUCGUUUACUGUUAUUUACGUUGUUAUUUAUGCUGCCGCUGGCACCGUUUCUGUUAAGUUAAUGUUUCAUUCUAUUGAUUAUUAAUAUAAUUAUCCCAACUAUUGAGAAUAUUACAUUCACGUAAUCGAACGUAACGACGCAGACUACGCUUACGGUCUCCGGUAUGAAGUUGCUCACGUUCGUAUUGGUUUAAGCAAGAAAACAGGAAGAUUUUCGGAAGAAGCUAAAAAAGAGAGACUACGGAUAUAUGUAAGAGGUUAUAGAGAAAGAGUAUUUAUUGUUGGUUCUACCACUAUGAGGGCCGUUACCACCCCAGAAGGUUGACGAGUAAUACACGACAAUUGAAGAAAUCUAGUUAAUUGUUAUUAGACGAAAGAUGAUAGAAAGAAUAAACGUUUAGAGUUUGUCGAAACAUUCUGCAUGCAACGAUAUACGAAAAUAGUUCGUUCGAUUUUUUAUAAUCGCCACCAAAGACCAAAAAAAAUUGGUGGUUUAGAAAAAAUACAAUAUCGUAGAUUUUUUUGCAUGCUAGCGCUUGCACAAAAAUACACUCGAUUGAAACGUACGGACCAAGAAAGGCAUAAUCGUCUACUUUGCUUAAACGGUGAUCCUGGCAGCCUUAAACAGGUACAAACUCAUUAGCUUUUAAGCUGCACUUCAGCCUUAAAAAGAAAUAAACCUUUCCUUAUCUGUGGAGCGUUCCCAGCCCACUUUGCCUUGCAUUGCAUUACGUGGUCACGAGUCUUCUUCGAGACCGUUUCGAAAUAACAAAUACACAAUAUGCCGUACAUCGACGAUGACCUUUUAUGGUGUCAGGAGCAGAGUGACAAAACGAUGACAGAGUUGACCAAUUUGUCAUGCCUGGACACCACGAUCACGCUUGUAUCAACCGGACCAACUCCAGUUGAAGGCACGCUCACGGAGCUCAGCCACACCGACCUCACAGGGCUCGCAACAGCUCCGGACGCGGAAGAGUCCGAAGAGCUCUUAAAGUCGCUUAACGAUUCGCAUCUCGACAAUAUCGAGUCUAUCUUUGCCGAUCUCGAGCCACAAAGCAAACAAUUAGACAAUCUAACCAUUCUUGGCGACCUACCGCCGCGGCGACGAAAGCGUAGGAAAAGUGCGGAUAGUACGUCACAUCUGACGCCAACCAUUGCCCCUCUGCAAGCCGAUGACACAUUCUCAACGGUUCAAGUAAAGGUUGAGCCUGGAGAUCUGGACGGACUUGACGUCUAUAUCAAACAAGAACCGAGCAAUACAACACCCGACAGCGGAACAACAGAUAUCAGCGAUUUACUUGAUGGCGGAGAUCUUUCCCGAUCCCAUAACCGACACAAGCAUCAGGCUGCGGUGGAUUCGGACUCGAAAAACGCCCUUCUCGUGCACAGCCUCAUGCUCCAACAGCAGCAGCAACAGCACCAGCAGCAAUUCAUGGCUGGAACCGGUCUCUCCUCACUGCCGCCUUCACCCGCCGACUCAGGAGUAUCUGAUGUCGAUUCAUCAUCCGGCCACCUCUCAACUGACGAGGCCGCCAAAACAUCAGGGGUGUCACCCUCAUCGUCAUCAUCAUCAUCGUCAUCGUCAUCGUCGUCGUCGUCGUCGUCGUCGCCGUCGUCGUCGUCGUCGUCUUCCACCUCUUCUCCUCCUUCUUCAACAUUAACAACAGCAGCGACUUCAUCCCGCUUGCAUGGAGACCUCGGUGACUCCGAUUUAAGUGGAAUCUAUACCGGCUCCACAACACUCCCCGCUGUCCAGCAGCAGUUUAUGUACCGCCAACUGCACAGCGGAGGCCUACAAAUUACGCCGACUUCGUCACAAAAUCUACUCGGUUCAUCAGGUUCGUUGCCAUCCGCUUCGUCGCUCAAUACCAACGGAGGAUUCAGUCGGCAGUACGAAGAUCAGAAGCCGUUCCUGCCACUUGCACUGACCAAGAAUCUUCCUGCCUCAACACAGAUCCUACCAGCGCCUGCCGCAUCCCCCCACAGUCCAGGGGCGGGUUCGCCCCCUGCUGGUGGAACCAAUAGCAAUGGAGGCGGCAGCAACAACAGCUUCUUCCCCAACUACUAUUUCACUGCCGGCCAGUCAAACGCUGCUAAUCUCAGUAGUUUGUCGCCCCAGCAGCAAUACUACCAGGAGGAUCUAGGCUACUAUUUCGCUGAAGAUCUAUCGACUGGUGGCGGCCUAAAAGCGAAGAAAGCGCCGGGUGCUCUUGGGCUUGGCGGACUCAGCCCGAAACGACCAAUCAAGCCAUACGAUCCCAGCCAGUCCCAGCCCCUGAAGCGCAAAAGCCGCGAAGGAUCGACCACAUAUCUGUGGGAGUUCCUCCUUAAACUACUUCAGGACCGCGAAUGCUGUCCCCGCUUUAUCAAAUGGACCCACCGCGAGAAGGGCAUCUUCAAACUGGUGGACUCCAAAGCCGUCUCUAGGCUGUGGGGUCUGCAUAAGAACAAGCCAGACAUGAAUUAUGAAACCAUGGGUCGUGCCCUCAGGUAUUACUACCAAAGGGGCAUCCUUGCUAAAGUUGACGGCCAGCGCCUGGUCUAUCAGUUUGUUGAUGUGCCCAAAGACAUCGUCGAAAUCGACUGCUCAGGAGCCUAAGUUAGCCUCGAGGCACCUUCAAUAAUAAUAAUUAACCACUCAAGAUGUAACCCAAAAGAUCAAGAUGCAACGUCGACAGCACCCCCGACUGAGUUACCACCGACUCGCCGGCAAGCAGCCCUUUCGCACCGUUCGUAGUGAACUGGUUCCGGACCUGUCAACCAACAACGAGGACGAAUUUGGCAUUACCAUUGUUUUUAGAUCCAACGAAUCCACUCGAAGAUAUCCACCUGCCGUGGAUUUUUCUCAUACACUGCUCAGAAGCAUGAUAAUUUGAAGCCUAUAUCUUGCCCCACCUGGCAACAGCGCGUCAAAUACAUACGUAUAUGUAUCGGCUCUAGCUUAAAAUUCAGGACAAAAGCCCCGUAGAUAGAUACCCCUAGUUCCCUUUUCCGCGGCUUUUUCUUCCUUUCUCCGCCCCGCCGGAGAUCAAAACACUAACAACAAAAACGAGCGAGCGAGUUGACUUGCGAUUUGGAGCGCCGAUUUUUGUGCUGUCUAUUGAAACAAACAGAGAAAUAAUGUCGCUGAAAUAUGUCAAUCAACUGAACUGUGAUUCGAGGUUUGAAAUACGUCUUACGUGGGUGCGACUGUAGGCGUUCCGUUCACGAGCUAUCAUUGAUCGUUUCCUGCCACCCUGCUCCUUGUAAAUAACGAAACGACCACAGACCUGUUUGUGUGUCGUCGAUAAGACGUCACAACAGAUAUAAGGUGGAAAGGAUGCUGAUAAAAGUAAUUGAAGAGAAGUAGAUAAUGACGCUAGCGAGCAGCAUGGCGAUUUUACAGGAAAAAUAACAACGGUGAUGAGGUACGGCGUCGGAGUACCGCAAAAUCAACAUGGGGACACGAUAUAGAAUGCAAACGACAAGGGGGAGAGGGGGAGGGAUAAGUAA